AUGACGGAGUGUCUCCGCGCCGAGUUGGUGCUCACGCGAGGGCCCGUGACGCUGCCGCGUUGCAUUGAGCUGCGCGUGCCGACGGACGGCACUCGCAUUACGGUCGGCCGCGCCCCCGACAACGACGUCGUGCUCGACAUGAAUCUGCUGUUUGCGUCGCAGCGGCACUGCCAGCUGCUCGUGCGCCCAGCAGCAACAAAUGACGACGGGGCGGCAGUAGAAAAUACGGCCACGAAGAAGAGGCGGGGCAACGGCCGCAAGCGCGCCCGCGAGGAGGUGCAGCAGCAGCAGCAGCAGGCGCGGCUGGAACUGUGCGUCGUCGACGUGGGCAGUAGCAACGGAACGUUCGUCAACGGUGUACGUGUUGGCGAGGGCGUCGCCACGCCGCUGCGCCACGGCGAUGCGGUGGUGCUCGGCGGGAUGCGUGACAUCCCGACCAAUGCGUCGAUGCCAGCGGAAGCUGUGGCAGACGCGCCGGAGAUCGUAACGUGGCGCGUCGCCCUCAACGACGACGACGACGGCGGCAACCACCACGGCAGCAGCGGUGAAGAGUUCGGGUUCGAGGCAGUGCCCCCGGUGUUCCCUCACGUGGAGUUCGCCGAGGCGGAGGAGAAGCGGCUGACACUGGCGCUCCUGCAGACGGCGAGUCGCUCGCUGCAGCAGGAGCAGCCGCGUGCGGUGUCGCCAGCGUCUGCGAGUCAUACGUCCGCGGCGGUUGUCUCGCCUCCGCCAACGGUGAUGAAGCGCUGGGACGAAGCGCACCAAGAGCACCACCGGCAGCAGCAGCAGCAGCAGCAGGAAGGACUUCCACUGCGGGGGGAGUCGCCGCAAACGCCCGCCGCGCGCGAGGUGCUGCGACGCAACAGCAGCGAAGACAAAGACGAGAAGGAUGACGAAGCCGCCAGCGCCCCACACGACAUGGACUCAUCGACGAGGCGCAGCGGUACCAUCGCGGCAGAAGUGGUGCUGCGAGCGAGGAGUGCCGCAUCGGCGCCGCCCCCCUCUGCUGUUGUGUUCUCUGCGGUGCGCGUCGGUGCACUGAGUUUUGUCGUGCCGCCCGCUUCGCCCACGCCCACGCAGCCGCGGCGUUCGACCGGCAGGGCCAAGCGAGUAGGCAACAACAGCGCCGCAUCGCGGCCCCACACGCUGAGUUUUACACACACACACUUGAAGUGGGCGAUGGAGGGUGCUGUGCGAGGGAAGCGGCGCGUUACUGUUGACUGCACGAUCCCGUGGAGGGCUGUGGCGCAGGUCAUGUACUGCACGCCGUGCCGCGGGCUUGUGGUGCGGCUGCAGCGUGGGAGCCAGCCCCCGCUCCUCGAUCCGGGGGUCGUCGCGGAGGAGUCGAGCUUCGCCGCGUGGCUGCUGGACGCAGAGGCCAAAGGUGGCGAGAGUGAGGUAUCAGCAGUAGCAGAAGCGGAAGCGGAAGCCGACGGUGUGUUCAGGCAGCUGUUGCACGAAAUGGAGCAGUUCUGCAUGGCGCAUAAAGGGCCGGCACCGCAACCGGUGGAGGAGGCAGAGUUCCUCACCAGCUAUGCCCCUGCCGCGUAG
This is a messenger RNA of Trypanosoma grayi, 1551 nucleotides long. RefSeq lists its product as hypothetical. The transcript has a single exon. Gene Ontology annotation, molecular function: protein binding; mRNA binding. Bases 1 to 1551 code for a protein of 516 amino acids. The record is from RefSeq and is a predicted model, not a curated record. NCBI's taxonomy places the organism in Eukaryota, Euglenozoa, Kinetoplastea, Trypanosomatida, Trypanosomatidae.